AUGGCCAUGACACGUUCGCAACCCUUACUCUCGACCUUGCGAUCCAACGCAGGUCCCGCACUCCGAUCGACCACCAGCAGACUACAAGCUCGCCCCACCCUCGCAGCAGCAGCAGAAACACGACCGAACAAAUGGGCAAGCGUUCGCUGCAACUGCACCACCAGGACUGCACCUACAACAACAUCAAGAUCUACAGGUGCCGCGUUGUUGGCUGCGCUCGUUGUCGCGACGUAUGCGGUCGUCCAUGCUCGGGGGAGUGAGCCGCUGGCGAUGGAUGCUGCGCAACAACAGGAUGGGGGUGAGCGUCGAGUUGAGGUGCAAAAUGCUGUAUUUUCUAGUCCAUGCUGAUGCCUUGUGGACGCCCUGUUCCCUUGUUGCUCUCCCUCCAAAAGUUGUCGCCCCCACCUCGUCCUCAACCUCAAGCACCUACAAAGACCCGACCACCUCAACCCCGUUCCCCCGCUACAUCAACUCCAACUCGGGAGCUCGCUUGAGGUUGGUCGGUACGGGCGUACGCACCGUCAGUUUCCUCAAUGUCCAGGUUUAUACGGCCGGUCAGUUCUUAUUCUUGGGGCAAAGUUUUCCGGAGCGGAAGAACUGAACUCCGAAGGUUGAUGACCGGCUCAACCCCUUCUCGCAUGGCCAGCUUUCUACGUCGAGGAAAAGCUCUUGCAACGACUCGCACAAGUCUCAGGAGGAUGGAAGGUGCGUCUGCAACGUGUGCAUCAAACCAGCAUGCUUCGAAAAGAAGGAACAACUCAGUCCUUUUGCGUUUCCAUCCGGUUGCACAGGAUUACUCCCCUUCGGACCUCCUCCCACCUUUUGGUGACGGUCAAGAAGGGAAAGGGGCGAAUCCGUCGGGGGAGAAGUUGAUCGCGGCUUUAUUGGACGAGGCCGAUUGCGCAGUCAUCAUUUGUGAGUCCACUAUGGUUUCUAUCACAUGGAGACCCCCUCAAAAAACUGACUCCUCCUCCUCCCCCACAGCCCCUCUCCGCACGACAACCCUCGCCCACCUCCGCGACGGAUUCUCACGUGCCCUCAUUGCCCGCAUGAAACUACGUCGCGUCACUUCGACCUGGUCCGAGAAGGACGGUGAAGAAGCGCUGGAGAGUUUGUCGAGGUUGAAGGGUUUGUUCCCGAGCCGCAAGUUGAACAAGGGAUCGCAAUUGAGCUUGUUUUAUAGGAGGCAACGGAGGGAGGUCGAGUUUUGGAUAAAGGUACGAUCUCUCGUUGCUUUCUUUCCUGAACUCGUCACUCACUCAGAACGCUGACUUUGUUUGCCCUUCUCGAUUCCGACGAGCGCAGGAGCCCAAAUCCAACAAAGAAGAACGCCUAGGCGCUUUCGACGAUCGGUUCUUGAGUCGAGAAUUGUUUCUGUCCUACUUCAGUGACGAUGCCGAGAUUUCGAAAGAGUUGAGGAAGAGUACGGCGAUGGGCUUCGCGGGCGAACCGAGGUGA
Microbotryum saponariae is the source of this 1458-nucleotide messenger RNA. The record is from the annotation of a GenBank genome assembly. NCBI's taxonomy places the organism in Eukaryota, Fungi, Basidiomycota, Microbotryomycetes, Microbotryales, Microbotryaceae.